GCUUCCCACCGCCACACGAGCUGCUGUGUCAACUGUGUCGAGACCUGAGAAACGGCGUGUUGGUUGAAGUUGUCCUCGUGCUGCGCACUUGUUGAGASUAGAAGACGAGUCGAGAGACGAGGGUUCAAGCAGGACGCCACAGACAAACGUGAUGGCCACUGAAAGAAAUCAGACUCAAGUUGGGAACGAAGUAUUGACUAAUAAGGAUUCACCUCCGUCCAACGGGAGCAGAAUGAACAGAGAAGCCAAACAUGCAAAUCAUGAGACGGAAGCAUGGCGAAGCUCUGACCAACUGUGGCUUUCAAACCAGCGAAGCAGCCCUUCCCUUCUCUUCUAUAGAAAGCUUUCAUGUGACAGUGUGGAUGGGACAAUUAUGACUGAGGAACAUGUAGACUUCCAAUAUAGCUCCUUAGUUCUAAACGAAAAAGAAAAGCUUUUUGCAGAGCUGUCCACUUUAAAGAACAUUGAAGUAGAAACUCCAGCACCUAAAGAAAGUUUAGAGGGAWCUAUAUGGAAACUGGAAAACUUUGAAAACUUUGCGGAUGCAAGAGAGAAUAAAACUGGCAGCACUCACUGCUCCUGUGGCUUGUCAAGCUCUUACACAUGUACAAAUGCUUACUCGUGCCACAGUUCCAGUCCUACUCAGUGUCGUCACCUCAGCUCCAGUUCUUGCCUCAACAAGAGAGGCAUCCGCCGCGGCAGUUUGCCUGUGUCCAUGCUGACUUUCCACAGGACAUCAACUUACUUCUCCUCUCAGGGCAGUGCUGCGAGUGAGCCAAGCUCGUUGGUGUCGUCUCCCUGUGGUUCCCCCCUUUUCAGCCACCGGCACCAAAAUGGACACUGCCUCAAAAAUGGUUAUUCAAGUUUAGAGAGGCUUAACAAAAGGGUUAUUAAGUGCCCCUUGGAGAAGUUAUUCCUUCGACCGGCAUCUCUAGAAAUCWUAACAACAAACAUGGGAUCAUCCUCAGAAGGGACCGUGUGCUGCAUCAGUGAUGAGAGCAGCAGCAGUGAUGAGGAGAAAGGAGAGACGCUGUUGGAUACUACAGAGUUCCUCAGGGAACGUAAAGAACGUUCUACUGUCCUGGUGAGACGGUUCUUCAAGAACAAUCAAAAGAUGACCAAGUCGGUGUGUACUGGAACCAGAGCCAUUGUCAGAACGCUGCCGUCGGGUCGGAUCUCAGAGGAUGUCUGGGAUGUUGUUGUUGAAUACAGGUUCUGGCAUCCCAGCAAGGAGGAUGUGUGGCCAAUUGUAGUGCCCAGAGAAGAAUUCAGAGUCUGCAGAGACAUGCUUCGCUUUAGUGGACUGAUUCUGCAUCAGGUUACCAGCUGUGUGCAGGACAGAGAGGAAGUCAGUCUAAUWCAUCCUGCUAAAAAGCUCCUGUUGUCCUGCUCUGGAUGUGUUCGUCUCAGGGAGUCUUUCUGUCCAUUUCACAUUGCCCUCAGCACCUGCCCUGCCAGACCUGACAGGAAACUCUUUUAUAACCCCUGGUGCUUUCAUCCUUCACAUUCAACCAGGUUAUAUCGUGCUUGUGAUCAGAGGACAUCACUGAGUUCACUGUUGACUGGAGCAUUACUAGAGGCCACAGUUGUACUUGGAUCUCGCUCUGCUCUACCUAUUGCUUUACUCCAGAGCCCAAACGGCCACUCUGUGCUGAAAGAGCGUCAGCUGGCGAACAGUAUGACCAGCAGCAACUCUCUUCCUCCCAGUGUCAGUGGAAUCAGUAAGGAGCUGGCAGAACUGCGACACCUCAUUCAGUUCCCAGAGGAGAUCGCCUGUAUCCUUACUGAGCAAGAGCAGCAGCUUUACCAGCAGGUCUUUCCCUUAGACUACCUCUWUUACCUCACUCGAGACCUGGGUAGCCCUGAGUGUCAAUCGAAGCGACACCCAAACCUCAAGGCCUCACUGUCAGCACCCGCCAUGCCCACUCAGAGCGCUCAGCGGCGUAAUGCUGUAGAGGACUUGGUGGCACGGUUCAACGAGGUGAGUUCCUGGGUGACAUGGCUGAUCCUAACAGCAGGGUCCAUGGAGGAAAAGAGAGAAGUCUUUUCAUAUCUCGUCCAUGUUGCUAAAUGCUGUUGGAACAUGGGGAACUACAACGGUGUUAUGGAGUUCCUAGCUGGACUAAGGUCCCGUAAGGUGUUGAAAAUGUGGCAGUUCAUGGACCAGUCAGACAUUGAGACCAUGAGGAGUUUAAAGGAUGCAAUGGCCCAGCACGAAUCAUCGUCUGAGUACAAAAAGGUUGUGACCAGAGCACUCAAUAUCCCAGGAUGCAAAGUGGUGCCAUUCUGUGGUGUUUUUCUUAAAGAGCUCAGUGAUGCAUUAGAUGGCACUGCAAGCAUCAUCAGUCUAAAGCAACCUCCAGAUAACACUGAUGACUCAAUAGAGUUUGUGUCGGACUACAGCGGUCAGCACAAUUUCAUGUCCCGGGCUGGACCAGACGGGCUGCACAUCCCUGAGAAAGAAGCUACUGUCAGUAACAUCCUGCAAAUUAUCAGAUCUUGUAAUCGUAGUUUGGAGUCCGAGGAUCCAGAUGAAGCGUCCAGUCCUUCUUCUACCUGUUCGUCUUUUGCAUUCAGAUGCAACUCUUUAAGAGACCGCUGCCGCAAUCAAUUCGCGGUUGGAGAUCUGUCGGACUCGGAUGGCGACUUGUCGACUGAACCAGCUGUGAAAGAUGGGGAGUUUCAGGGUACCGAGGAGACACACAGAGCUUUCAGUCAUGGCACAGAGCUCAUUCCAUGGUAUGUUUUGUCACUACAGCCAGAUGUUCAUCAGUUUCUACUGCAAGGGGCUACAGUCAUCCAUUAUGACCAGGACAGCCACCUCACAGCUCGAUGUCUGCUGCGACUACAGCCUGAUAACACAACACUCACCUGGGAUAAGCCAGGGGGUUCAACAUCAGAGCAGCCACUGGGGCUAGGACAGAGUGUGGUUGCUGGUCUAGCAGAAGGCAUGUUGGACAUCGGAGUUGUAAAGGCAGUGCUUCUGGGACAUCAGGGUGCUGAUGUGAAUGCUGUAUGUUUGCAAAACAAGCUGAGCCAAAUGACAGUGGAGGAGAAUGGUCUUUCGCUCCUCUACGGACUGAGUACCACCGACAACAGACUUCUGCACUUUGUGGCCCCUAAUCACACGGCACAGAUGCUCUAUAAGGGCCUGUCAGAGUUGGUGAACGCAACCAGGAAACUGAAAAGAUUUCCAGACCAAAGGCUACAGUGGCUGAGGAGGCAGUAUGUCAGCUUGUAUCAGGAGGAUGGCAGGUACGAGGGUCCUACUUUAGCUCAGGCCAUUGAGCUUUUUGGUGGACGGAGGUGGAACAUGGGUACAGGCACCUCAGAGAAACCCAGCACCCAGAAAAACAGCCCCCUGAGCAUCAGUGAUAAGUCCAAGAAGAAGAAGAAAGCCCUCGUCAGGGGGGACAGUGGAGAUGCCACUGAUGAUGAGAUGGUUUCCAGGAAAACACGGAGCUGUAAGGAAGGUUUACUUCGAAAUGGUCCAGAGUCUGACAGCCUUGACCAAGAAGAUACAGAUGACAGCUUGCCUGGACCAUUCUCCCUCUCAUCCAGUAAGAGCCCAGGGCUACUAGCUUCUUCUUCUUCAGCAUCCUCUACCUCCAGUAUGACGGGGUCCACCCACUCUCGUCCACAAUCAUCUCCAGUCCUUUCAGGAACCUCCAAAUCACAGGCAGGAUCGUGGAGCAGCAGGUCGUGGCACGGCCGGGGUAAAGGCUGUUUCAGAGGCUUCCAGAAUCUGAUGAUUUCUGACAGCACAAUGAGCUUCAUUGAGUUUGUUGAGCUUUUCAAGUCAUUCAGUAUUCGAAGCAGGAAGGACCUGAAAGAAUUGUUCGACACCUUCGCUGUCCCCUGCAGUCGCUCAGGUCCAGAAUCGUCCCCUGUUUACACCAACCUCAGGAUAGAUGAUAAAGACACAGGAUUACAGCCAGAGCUUGAUUUACUGACCCGUAAUGGCUCUGAUCUUGGCCUUUUUAUCCGGACGAGGCAGCAGAUGUCUGACAACCAGAAGCAGAUCUCAGAUGCAAUUGCAGCAGCCAGCAUUGUGACCAACGGCACAGGGGUGGAGAAUGUGUCYCUUGGUGUCUUGGGAUUGGCUAUCCCUCAGCUCAAUGACUUUUUAGUCAACUGUCAGGGAGAGCACCUGAGUUACGAUGAGAUCCUCAGCAUUAUACAGAAAUUUGAACCUUCGUCUACGAUGAGACAAAUGGGCUGGAUGUCAUUUGAGGGUUUUGCCAGGUUUCUAAUGGACAAGGAGAACUUUGCUUCUCGUAAUGAAGAAUCUCAGGUGAAUCCAGAUGAGCUGCAGUAUCCUCUGUCAUACUACUACAUCGAGUCUUCUCACAACACUUAUCUGACCGGGCACCAGCUCAAAGGAGAGUCCUCCGUUGAGCUUUACAGUCAUGUUCUGCUUKAAGGCUGUAGGAGUGUGGAGUUAGACUGCUGGGAUGGCGAUGACGGCAUGCCAGUUAUUUACCAUGGACAUACGCUCACCACGAAGAUUCCCUUUAAGGAUGUGGUGGAAGCAAUCAACCGUUCUGCAUUUGUCCAUUCUGACAUGCCGGUCAUAAUAUCCAUAGAGAAUCACUGCUCUCUUCCACAGCAACGGAAGAUGGCUGAAAUCUUCAAGACAGUGUUCGGGGAGCGACURGUGGCACGCUUCCUGUUUGAAAGCGACUUCAGCGAUGACCCUCACCUGCCGUCACCGCUGCAGCUGCGUGGGAAGYUCCUUCUCAAGAACAAGAAACUCAAAGCUCAUCAAGCACCUGUGGACAUCCUCAAACAGAAGGCUCACCAGCUGGCUCACAUGCAYGCCCAGGCAAGCAACGGAUCCCCAGGAGUUUCUUCACCAAGCAACCAUGCCAAUGAGGAAGAGGAAGAAGAGGAGGAUGAAUAUGAUUARGACUACGAGUCUUUGUCAGAUGCUGAUGUCCUCACAGCCUCUACUGCUUCAUAUGGCCUUGAAGAUAACAUCCUCGAGGACAAGCCUGAUGUCAAAAGUCCAGCUGACAAAGAAGAGCAACCUACUGAUGACAUACCUAAGAGGAUGAAGAAGGCUGACAUGAUGCAGAGUAAAGGAAAGGUGUUUGACAUGGAGCUGGGCGAGGAGUUUUACCUUCCUCAGAACAAGAAGGAGAGCCGACAGAUCGCUCAGGAGCUCUCUGAUCUUAUCAUUUACUGCCAGGCUGUAAAGUUUCCUGGCCUGUCUACAUUGUCACCUGCUGGUUCUGGUAGAGGAAAGGACAGAGGAAAGAGCAGGAAGUCCAUAUUUGGCACAGCUCCAUCUCGCUGCACCAUAACAGGGGAGGUGAUGACUCCGAGCCGAGCUCCAGGGAAAGGUGGCUCCGAGCGGCUCAGCUGGGAGGAACCACAGACAUCUCCUGUUCUCCACGCCUCCACGUCACUCAGCGCCAUCAUCCGCACACCAAAGUGCUACCACAUCUCCUCCGUCAACGAGAACGCGGCUAAACGCUUGUGUCGGCGCUACUCUCAAAAACUGAUCCAGCACACCGUGUGCCAGCUGCUCAGAACUUACCCGGCAGCCACCAGGAUCGACUCGACCAACCUCAACCCUCUGCUGUUCUGGCUGCAUGGAAUCCAGCUGGUGGCCCUCAACUAUCAGACGGACGACCUGCCUAUGCAGUUGAACACGGCGUUGUUUGAGGCCAAUGGGGGCUGUGGCUAUGUACUGAAGCCUGCAGUGCUUUGGGAUCGUAGCUGUCCACUUUAUCAGCAGUUCUGUCCGAAUGAAAGAGAUCUGGAGAAAAUGAGCCCCGCAGUCUAUUCUCUCACAAUCGUUUCCGGUCAGAACGUUUGUCCGGGAAACAGCUCUGGCAGUCCCUGCGUCGAGGUGGAUGUUCUGGGCAUGUCAGUGGACAGCUGUCACUUUCGUACCAAACCCAUCCACCGCAACACCCUCAACCCCAUGUGGAGCGAACGCUUUCAGUUCACCGUGCAUUUCGAAGAGAUGUGUUUCCUGCGAUUUGCUGUGGUGGAGAACAACAGCUCCCAGAUCACAGCUCAGAGGACUCUGCUUCUGAAGGCCCUCAAACCAGGUUACAGACACGUUCAGUUGAGGACGCAGCAUAACGAACCUCUUGAAGUGUCCAGCUUAUUCAUCUACAGCCACAGAAAAGAGGAAGGUCCUACAGGGGGCGCCACUCCCUCAUCUUUGCUUUUCAGUUCAGAGGAGAAACGUGCRUCACAGCAACAUCGAGUGACAGUGCACGGAGCUCCUGGUCCCGAGCCCUUCACGYUUUUCUCUGUUACAGAGCAGACCACUGCCAAACAGCUGCUGGACAUGGUUGUGGCACCAGCAGGUAACCCAUCAGAGUUCUUCUUAUGUGAGGAGAAGGCCCCCUUGUCGAAGGAGCGCAGCGAGGUAAAGCGCUGUGCUCAGUGUCGACCUCUAGCACCUGAGGAAGAGGUGGUCAGGCUCGUGUGCAGCUGGAACACUGAGGAGGGAUAUGUGGGAAAGAUCUGCCUCAAAUCAAGAGACGAGAACUUACAUGAGAAAAUCACAGUCCUGGAGAGAGAGGAGGACACAACUGCAGGAGGGAAAGAUGGAGGAGGAGAGGAGGAUAUGUUCUUUGUCCAAGUCCAUGAAGUUUCACCAGAACAGCCCCACACAGUGAUCAAAGCCCCGCGGUACAGCACUGCUCAGGACAUCAUACAGCAGACGCUGUCAAAGGCAAAGUAUUCCUACAGUAUCCUGGCUAAUCCCAACCCCUGUGACUAUGUGCUGGUGGAGGAAGUGACCAGGGACGCCGGUUCUAAGAAGUCCUCCACCACCAAGCCCCUUCAGCGGGUGCUGCUGGACCACGAGUGUGUCUARCAAGCUCAGAACCGCUGGCGGGGCGUGGGAAAGUUCAUUCUUAAAUUUAAAGAGCAGGUGGUGCGGGAGGACAAAAAGAAAGUCAUCUCCUUUGCCAGCGAGCUCAAAAAGCUGACCAGUCGCAGUCGCAGCAUGAACACUGGCGUCAGCGUGGACGGCCCCGCUCAGAGUAAGGACGAGCGAGCUGCAUGCUGUGUGGCUCUGACAGAGCUCCAGGAGUGAGGCUCACUGCUUUGCCUGCUGCCUGUGCAUGGAAAGGCAACAGAGGGUAUCUGUUUGCAGCUGUAGGUCUGAAGCUCUGGGUGACAGAGGGCAGGGUGGGGGCUGGAAGGAUCCUCCAGACCUCUUCCCCCUCCUUUAUGGGGAUGCUCCAACCUGUCCAUCUUCCCACCUGCUCUCUGACCCUCCGAGCCUGGAAGCUUCACCUCCUCAGGAACUGGAAGAUCCACAAAUGAGUUCUAGGAGAGAUUCACCUCGCUCGCUUCAGAACUUCWACUUCUCCACGUGAGCCGAAGUGUUUCCGUGAAGGACUGAGGAGUCGGCAAACGUUUGGGAAAGACUCUUUUGGAAGCGCUGAAGGAGUCUGAUCCUGUUUUGUGUUAGCAAGUGAAGGACGUGGGUCUGAGUUCUGUGAAGCCGUUCGGAGUWCGGCACCUUUUCUUAGUCGAACAGGAGAGUCUCACCUGGCGACUGCAGUGAUGGUCACGAGGGCAUAAAGCUCCAUUUCCUCUUGGUUUGUUGUUAAUGUUGUGCCGGGGCAGCUGUUUUUAUUGAAGUCAUCAGGGACAUUUAUUAGCACUACAGUAUCUCGUUUCUGAUGACCAGGACACAAAAAACGUCCCUAAGUCACAUUCGAUGAAUGAAGUAGUUUGAACUUGCUUUAAUUUCCCAGUUAUAGUGUGGAAAUAAAAGAAAAGUAAAGCAGCUAAAGUUUUUGGGGUGUUUUGGAGUAAACAAAUGUGCUUUUUUUCUGUUUAACAAAAAGAAAGCAGAGAGAGAGCGAUCAGCUUGAGCAAACUAAUCGAGAGCGUGUUUGUUGAGAGGAUGAAACUAAUCUCUUCCUCGGGUGAUUGAAGACAUUGUGAAGGAGGCGGACAAGCGGGCUUGUUUGGUUCUUUUCUUACUGGUUCAGUUUCACGGCACUGUGAGGACACGGAGAGCAGCAGCGCAGCAGCAACAUUAAGAACUUUCCACUUUAGUCAUUCUCUAAUGGAAGCUCUGAGGCUUCUGGUGACUCCUUGAGCACUACGAUCUGUAAAACGGGACAAGAUUAACGGCAGCAUUUUAAAAACUACGCUGGUGUUCAAUGGCCUCUUAUCACAAACGCCGGUUAAGUUGGGCCACGUUUCUAAAAAAUGUUGCUAAUUUUUAUUUUUAAGUUGUCUUUACGGAGGAUGUGUUCUCUCACAAAGUGUCUCAGUGCUGUCAUCACUGACCAUGUAAAACUUUAUAUUUGACUAAAUCUGUUUUAUUUGAUGUAUGUCCAGUAAGAUGUUUAAAAUGUGAACACAUCUGAGCAUGAAUCUGUUCAAUUCCUUACAAACUGCCCCUCUAAAGCCUGGAACUUGCUUGUAUAUGAAAAUAAAUGUUUUCUAGUUUGGCAGCAGGGAUGAGUUCAGCUCUUAGAAACUUGGUGAGAGAAGCUCAGUUUUCUCCAAACAUCGUUUUGCACAUUUUGUUUUCUUUUUGUUGUUGUUUGUGUUACUGUUGUUAGAGGGUCUGAAGGUUUUUCCAAUUCUUCCUUUCAUUUUUGAUCCAGUUGUGAACGAAGUUCAGGAAAAAGCACAAUAUGUUUUGUUUUGUAGUCAUUUUUUAAAMUGUCUUAGUCAAGUUUUAAAAGUUAUUGUCAGUUUUCAAACAAAAUCUGAGUUCCUUAGAGCCAUUUUUGCCCUUUUAUCAUGUACAUUUCAUUAACUUUCUUUCUUUCUUUCUUUCUGUCUGAGCAGGUGGACAUUUUAGUUUUCUUGAAUUUCUCUGAUCUAAUAAACUAACUUUUGACAGAAAAAAAAAGUCCUGGCAGAAAAUGUGAUCAGUGACAGUUUAAAGAGGCACAGCUUCCUGACUUUAAUAUAAAAACACUUUUAUCAUCUAACAUUUAUUUAUUAAGCCUUUUGGCAUAUCGUGUGAGUUACUUUGAACAACUUCCUCCUGAAUUAGUUUAUAAUAAAAAGGAGAUUAAUAAAUAACAUUCCAACACCCUAAAUAUUGGAAGAAAGUCCUGCAUUGAAAGAAUUUCUCACAUUUUAAUAAAUGUGGCCACACUGCACACAAAAACAAACACUUUAUCUCUUGAAUUAUGUUUGCGUCAAGUAAUYAGUUUGAAUUUUAGUGCAAUAUUGAAGUUGUGUUACUUCAACUAUGUAUUUUUUCUCUAGAAUUUACUGACUUGUUCUGCUUUGUUUUAUAAACUCAGCUCUGAGUUGUGGUUUUGUCGUUCAUGCAGAUUAUUAAUCUGUCAGUAGUGAGGCAGUGGGGCCGUCUGCUCCCYGAGGCUUUUUGUAAUUAAGGUAGAAGGGACACUGAUCCCUGAAAUCAUAAUGUCAUCAUGUCAAAGAUAAUGAAGCUGUAAUCCUUUUGUCCCGUCUGGCUUCUGUUAAUAUUAUGGAUUAGAAUUUAAACGUGGAGAACUGCCUUUCUGUCAUGUAAACAAAAGAAAAAAAGAAAAAAAAACACUCUGUCAAAUGGUCAUACAGCAGCUGUUUGUGUUUAAAUCUGCUUCAUCACAUUUAUUUCAACUUGUAGACCUCAUUCUGAAUGUAAGACAUUGUUUUUUUCUUUACCAACCUGAGACAACUGUAUGUUUGGAUGUUAUUUAUUUUGAAUGUGAAGCCCUGGUUGGCACUUAUCUGUGGUUUCUGUAAAAGCAAUCCUGUUUGUAAUGUAGAUGUUUUUUUUUAUUUAUUUCAGUAUGAGAAAGUGGUAACUCUGUUCCCCUGACUUAAAUACGAAUUACUUAGACAUGCAAAGAAAUUUAAAUAUUUGUAGUAUUCCUACUUGUGGCAUGUUAUCUGCAGCUACAUCUUUUAUUGUUAUAUUUUUCUGUUUAGGUGGAAAUAAAGGACUAUUUACAGUUUCA
Austrofundulus limnaeus is the source of this 9917-nucleotide messenger RNA. RefSeq names its product phospholipase C, epsilon 1 (gene plce1). Gene Ontology annotation, molecular function: guanyl-nucleotide exchange factor activity; phosphatidylinositol-4,5-bisphosphate phospholipase C activity. The transcript is spliced from 44 exons. Lineage: Eukaryota; Metazoa; Chordata; Actinopteri; Cyprinodontiformes; Rivulidae. The record is from RefSeq and is a predicted model, not a curated record. Gene Ontology annotation, biological process: release of sequestered calcium ion into cytosol; G protein-coupled receptor signaling pathway; phosphatidylinositol-mediated signaling. The coding region runs from base 152 to 7063 and encodes 2303 amino acids.